Molecule: messenger RNA, 2008 nt
Organism: Scleropages formosus (Asian bonytongue)
Lineage: Eukaryota; Metazoa; Chordata; Actinopteri; Osteoglossiformes; Osteoglossidae
Product: calsequestrin-1-like
Exons: 12
Coding region: 309-1547 (412 amino acids)
Biological process (GO): regulation of skeletal muscle contraction by regulation of release of sequestered calcium ion
Cellular component (GO): sarcoplasmic reticulum lumen; Z disc
Molecular function (GO): calcium ion binding
Source: RefSeq, a predicted model, not a curated record
GCCCUAACCUGAGCCCGCCUCCUUUUUUUUAGCUUAUCCACCCUCUGCUGCUACUUCCACUUUCUCGGGAGCCCCUUCGUCCCAAAAGCGGCUCAACAGCACACACCAUCCCGGGUGCGGCUUAUUCCACCUCCUCUCCCCCAGCCGGUCGGCCACUUUCUCCUUCUCACCCGUGUUUUCUCUUGGAAGGAGGGACCAGGAGUUGGCCUUGCUCAUCACGGGACUGUGGGGGAUCAGAAUUUUACCUUUUUUUCUAAAGGAGCAACGCGAUUUUUAUUGAUUUUAUUUUCUGAGUCAAAAAAAAUACCAUGAAACUCUGCUUACUUAUUUUGGGGGUCAUUCUUACUCUUGGGAGGCUGUCUUGGGGAGAGGUAGGCCUAGAAAUCCCACAAUACGAUGGCCGGGACCGUGUCCACGAUCUCAAUGCUAAGAACUUCAGAUCCGUGAUGGAGAAGUAUGACGUUAUGGUCAUCUACUACCACCAGCACGUCAGGGACAGCAAGGCAGCCGAGAAACAGUUUGAGAUGGAGGAACUCGCCCUGGAGCUGCUUACCAGCCCUGCUGCUCUAACGUACCAGCUUGCUGCUCAGGUUUUAGAUGAUCUUGAUGACGAGGACAUUGGAUUCGGUCUGAUUGAUGAGAAGACGGACAGUGACGUCGCCAGGAAUCUGGGUUUGGAUGAGGUGGAGAGCAUCUACAUCUUCUAUGACAAUGAGAUAAUUGAGUAUGAUGGAGAACUAGCAGCAGACACCUUGGUUGAGUUCCUCUAUGAUGUGAUCGAAGACCCUGUGGAAAUUAUUUAUAAUGAGCGGGAACUCAAAGGUUUUCACAACAUUGAGGAGGACAUCAAACUGGUGGGCUACUUUAAAAAUGAAAAGUCUCCUCAUUUUGUGGAGUACAAUGAUGCAGCUGAAGAAUUCCACCCAUUCAUUAAGUUCUUUGCUACCUUUGAUGCAAAGAUUGCCAAGAAACUGGACCUGACGAUGAAUGAGGUCGACUUCUAUGAACCUUUCAUGGACAGACCUGUCACAAUACCUGGGAAGCCUUACAUUGAGGCACAGCUUGUUGCUUUCAUUGAAGACCAUGACAGGCCAACCCUGAGGAAACUGGAGCCCCAUAGUAUGUACGAGACCUGGGAAGAUGACAUUAAUGGCCAGCACAUUGUUGCCUUUGCUGAAGAGGAUGAUCCAGAUGGUUAUGAGUUUCUGGAGAUUCUAAUGGAAGUGGCGAAGGAGAACACAGACAACCCCGAUCUCAGUAUCAUAUGGAUUGACCCUGAUGAUUUUCCUUUACUUGUUCCUUACUGGGAGAAGACUUUUGACAUCGACCUGUCUUCCCCUCAGAUUGGUGUUAUUGAUGUUGAAGAUGCUGACAGUGUGUGGCUGGCCAUGGAUGAUGAUGAUGACAUGCCAACAGGAGAUGAGUUAGAGGAGUGGAUUGAAGAUGUUAUAGAAGGCAGGAUAGUUCCCGAUGAUGAUGAUGACGAUGAUGACGAUAACGACGAUGACGAAGAUGAGGAUGAUGACAACAACGAUAAUGAUGAAUAAACCCAUGUAGCCAUCUAUUAAGUUUCUAUCCAAAGGCUGUUUUAAGUCCAGCUCAUCACUUUAACUUUCUUGAUCUGGCAUCGUCAGCACACACCCUCUUGUUAUCUUUAUUUAAACAUUUUUUUUUUUGCUCUUACUCACUAUGACACCAAAGUGCUGUCCUGUCCAAAGAAGCACCUCCUAAUCCCUUGAUCACUCUUUACUCAGGCCUUAAUCAUAAAACCAUCUCAUUUUAGAAUUUGCAGAUUUCAGUUAAAAAAAAUACCUUCUUAUAUGUUACAUUUUGUUAUACUUUAUGCACUUUUCUCAACAGAAUUACUUCUAUUGUAAUCAGGAAUAUCUUUAAAAAAGCCAAAUACAGACUCAGCUUUCUGAGAUGGUGCUGAUGCACUGAUUUCAAUGCAGAAAAUAUGGUAAACAAAAGGUCUCUGUCAUUAACAAUAAAGGAUUUUCCCCAUUCA